Messenger RNA from Durio zibethinus, 1179 nucleotides. Its product is annotated as late embryogenesis abundant protein D-34-like. NCBI's taxonomy places the organism in Eukaryota, Viridiplantae, Streptophyta, Magnoliopsida, Malvales, Malvaceae. The record is from RefSeq and is a predicted model, not a curated record.
AUGAGUCAGCAACAACCUGAGAAGAUACAAGAUCCUAUCAAAUAUGGAGAUGUCUUCCCUGUGCAAGGUGAGCUUGCCGAGAAGCCUGUGGCGCCUCAGGAUGCAGCCAUGAUGCAGGCGGCAGAGAACUCCAUGCUUGGUCACACCCAGGAGGGCUACGCAGCUGCAGCUAUGCAAUCUGCUGCGACGCAGAAUGAGAGUGCUGGAUUUGUGGGUCACGAAGAAAUCAAUGCUGAAACCGGUCUUACCAUUGAAGAGACAGAACUUCCUGGAAAACGAAUAAUCACAGAGUCCGUUGGUGAUGAGGUUGUCGGACAAUAUAGCCAGGCAGCUCCAUUGUCCUCCGGGCUCUACUCAGCUUCUGAACAGGGAGGUAGCGGUGGUGGAAUCACCAUUGGAGAAGCACUUGAAGCCACCGCUCUUACAGCAGGAAAGAAGCCUGUGGAAUGGAGUGAUGCUGCAGCAAUACAGGCAGCGGAAGUGAGAGCCACCGGUCGUACCUCCAUAAUGCCUGGUGGUGUUGCGGCUGCUGCUCAGUCAGCCGCCACCCUUAAUGCCAGGGCAACUAGAGAAGAGGACAAGACCAAAUUGGGUGAUAUCCUCGCGAAUGCAACGGCAAAGUUGCCUUCAGAUAAGCCAGCAACGCGAAGAGAUGCAGAAGGGGUAGCAGGUGCAGAGAUGAGGAAUGAUCCUAACCUGACUACACAUCCGGCCGGCGUGGCAGCUUCUGUGGCCGCAGCCGCUAGGCUCAACCAGAGUCACAAAUGAAGUAUAGCAGCGGCACCAUGCCAUAUUUCUGGUGCUGCCCCAGAUGCUACUGCUACAUGUUAUUACAAAAACUUCUAGUGGAUUUGCUGUCAUUGCUUUGAGCAGAAUUGAUGAAUCUGCUAUUACUAUUCCAUUAAUCUUGUAAUCACUUUCUUGAAAUUUAUGAAUAAAAUAACUAGGGGAAACUGGAAAGGGCAACAAGGCUGCUGCAAAAUUAAUUUGUAUCUUUCGUAAAACUGAAAUCAAUUAUGUUAGAUAAUGAAGCAAAUCUUCACUCCUUUUCUCCAUGUUCACCUUAAUUUCUGUAUGACUGUAUGCUUAGAUUAUUUUCAUUCUACUUCUCGAGCUUCCGGACUGAAAGCAAUAAUAUUAACACUUCAAAUCGCACAUCCCACACUCAAAAGGUACAAA